AUGGAAAAAGAUAGCAGCAUGACGGAAGUAGGAAACAUCCGAAGAGAAGAUUCGAAAGCCAAAUUACCACCGGAGUUACGGAUCAUAAUCUGGAAGAACUUGGUUGAGGUUGUCCCGCGCAUUGUUUGCAUACGUUGGGUAUCAUACUCCCACCAGAAACAAGUAUAUAGCGGUGCCAAAACAUUCGAAAGUAUAAACUCCUACGUCCAUCCAACAUCGCUAAACAUAAGUCCGGAGAGCCGUCAAGUAACAAGUCACUGUUACGAACAAAUACUCCCAGAUCUUGAAAUGCAGGGAAUUAGGUACUUUGAGCCCUCAACUCGAACUAUAAAUCGCAGAGCAGACAAUCCACCAAUAAGAUUCAACUUUGAGGUUGAUACCCUAACAUUCUGUCCUGAAGUCAUAAGUACUGAAACGCAUGACCCUCUCCCGGGAGAAGAUGAGGCGGGGAUAGAAGCUAGACGGAAAGACACGGUCAUAAAACACAUGGGACCAGCUGAGUGUUUCGAGCACUUCAGGAAGCUGUUAAAAGUGCCAGAGAACAAUCUUGCAAAAGUCCAAUUUCUCGCAAUCGGCAAUUUUAGUUGUGCAAUCCACGACUACGGCGGAGAUUACAGCGUUAGGACUUACAAGGCCGGUUACAUUAGUUGGUUCAGUGUAGACUCUGCGUUCGAAAAUCUCAAACGGUUAAUUCUUGUGGUUUCGCCGUGGAUUUGGAAAAAGCUUCCCAGCGAGUUCUUGGAUCUCAGUAGAAUUCAAAACCAGGAGGAUGUUAGAGAGAGAAUAACUCGCAGGUAUCGUCUACUGGAUAAAACUCAGCCUAAUUGCAAGAUCCCAGAGAUCGUUUUCGUCAUGGAAGAUGAUCCAACAGCACCUCGCUAUUAUAAGGUCCACACUCGGUGGAAUCACUGA
Messenger RNA from Glarea lozoyensis ATCC 20868, 912 nucleotides. RefSeq lists its product as uncharacterized. The coding region runs from base 1 to 912 and encodes 303 amino acids. NCBI's taxonomy places the organism in Eukaryota, Fungi, Ascomycota, Leotiomycetes, Helotiales, Helotiaceae. The record is from RefSeq and is a predicted model, not a curated record. The transcript has a single exon.